This is a messenger RNA of Umbelopsis ramanniana AG, 968 nucleotides long. RefSeq lists its product as uncharacterized. Bases 79 to 606 code for a protein of 175 amino acids. The transcript has a single exon. Gene Ontology annotation, cellular component: nucleolar ribonuclease P complex. Lineage: Eukaryota; Fungi; Mucoromycota; Umbelopsidomycetes; Umbelopsidales; Umbelopsidaceae. Gene Ontology annotation, biological process: tRNA processing. The record is from RefSeq and is a predicted model, not a curated record.
GGCACGGCCGACUCAAAGGCGUCACAAAUUUUUUUUUUUCGGUUUUUUUUUGACCGUCUAUCCCGCUUGCAUUGGCAAAUGGCAGCAUCUCAAGCAGUGCAAGCCAAGCUUUCUUUUCUAUUCAAGGCUGCCAAUACACAAUUCGCCUCAUGUCCCGAACUCUCUAAUUUCUACCUGCACCAAUUCCAAAAGACCGCCGACCAUGCUAAUGUCACAUUAGCCGAUGCGGUUCAACGUCUGUGUUGUGCUCGUUGUGGGGCGUUGUUUGUGGCGGGAAUUAAUUGCAAAGUUAGAGUCAAUUCUAUCGACGCCUCAAAGAGGAGAAAGACCCCUGCCUCAAGGCGGUGUCGUAACCAUGUUCGAAUAACCUGUCAUGCUUGCCGUCAUCCCACUGUUAUGAAUGGCUCCACCACCACCAUACUAAAAGCAGUAGAACGUCCAGGAAAAGGUGCUCCGUUGGCCAGCCCGGUGGCGACGCCGCCUCCUGGCCCACCUGCAGGCAAAAAGAAACAAAAGAAGAAACUUGAUUUGCAGGCUAUGAUCAAUCAGAAGAAAGUGCCUACCCAAUCAUCCUUUGGGCUGGAUGACUUCUUAUCGUCCUUGUGAAGGAGCCGUCGUAGAGAGGAUGUAACUCACCCUUGUAUAGAGUUUGUGCGUGUUGACCACCGGAAUAGCCAGACAUGCCCAUAAAGCCUUCUUCAAUAAAAAGGUCAAAUUGUAAAAAAAAAAAAAAAGGUCGUAAACUGGGACAGAAGUCAUCUCACAGGAUGGAAUAAUAAAAUUGGUGAAAAAUGAAUGCACUGGUCAGUGUUGUUUGAUCUUGGGGAUAAUCGCUGUUACAUAAUGUAGACCUUAUGGGCUCUAUCAUGCUGUCGUCGAAGCAAAGAUCCCCAUGCCAAAGUCAUGAAAGGUCAAUGACAGCAGACUUUUCCCGAUUUUUAACGAAUCCCUUCAUCCAGACAACUCUC